Thrips palmi is the source of this 587-nucleotide messenger RNA. RefSeq lists its product as uncharacterized. NCBI's taxonomy places the organism in Eukaryota, Metazoa, Arthropoda, Insecta, Thysanoptera, Thripidae. The transcript is spliced from 5 exons. The coding region runs from base 4 to 471 and encodes 155 amino acids. The record is from RefSeq and is a predicted model, not a curated record.
UCCAUGAUCACGGUGGUGGUGACAUCUCAGCGGAGGUAUGCAGUGGACAGACAACUUCGCAGCUAUCACUUAUUUCAAAUCAGCUGCAACAAGAUGGUAGCAGGAUACAAAAAAUUAGCCGUUCAUUCAAGGAGUAAAAGCCCCAAGAUUGUGGAGAACUGUUGCGGCUUUGGAACGAGUGUCAAAAUGGAUGGAGUCCUUUGUUGGAUCUUCAAGCCUUCAGAAAUAGACAGGAUUCAGCCGUUCUUCCGAAGAGUGAAGCCCCAAGAUUGUGGAGAACUGUUGCGGCUUUGGAACGAGUGUCAAAAUGGAUGGAGUCCUUUGUUGGAUCUUCAAGCCUUCAGAAAUAGACAGGAUUCAGCCGUUCUUCCAAAGAGUGAAGCCCCAAGAUUGUGGAGAACUGUUGCGGCUUUGGAACGAGUGUCAAAAUGGAUGGAGUCCUUUGUUGGAUCUUCAAGCCUUCAGAAAUAGACAGGAUUCAGCCGUUCUUCCAAAGAGUGAAGCCCCAAGAUUGUGGAGAACUGUUGCGGCUUUGGAACGAGUGUCAAAAUGGAUGGAGUCCUUUGUUGGAUCUUCAAGCCUUCAGA